This is a messenger RNA of Fusarium venenatum, 1359 nucleotides long. NCBI's taxonomy places the organism in Eukaryota, Fungi, Ascomycota, Sordariomycetes, Hypocreales, Nectriaceae. The record is from RefSeq and is a predicted model, not a curated record.
AUGCAGGAAAACAACAGCUUUAUCAUUGAAGAUGUCAACCUUUUCGAUGGCUAUAAAUUUGUAGCUGAUGGGUAUAUUGUUGUUCGGCGUGGGCUCAUCGCCGCAGUUGGCUGUACAAACCGAGAUGUGCCGUCUGAACAGGACUUCCCCCGCUUCUCUCGUCCAGGACAUACACUUAUUCCAGGACUAAUUGAUGCCCAUAUCCACGCCAUGCCUAUCCCAGGUGAUAUUCACGACUGUGUUGAGCAAUCGCUAAGGUUCGGCGUCACAACGGUUUGCGACAUGCAUAGCGAGGUGGAAGACAUCGAACAACUCAAAAAGAACACGCAGUCGACAAGUGAUUCACAGAAUAAGGAUAAAUACGCCGAUUAUAAGUUCUCCGGAAUUGGAGCUAUUAUCGACGGAGGAUGGCCAAUUCCUGUGAUGAAGAAGGGAUUCUCGUCUCAUCCACACUGUGAUCAACUGGUCCACAACAUAGUCUCGAAAUGGCCUUUAUUGAAAUCUCCAGCCGACGCCGAACCUUUCGUGCAAUUACAAGUCAACAAGCAUGGCGCAUCGUAUAUCAAGUUGUUCCAUGAGCUGGGGGAUAGCCUGGGUAUGAACGACCUUCCGCGACCCUCGAUGGACAUACAGAAGGCUGUGGUAGAGGCCGCUCACAAUGCAGGAGUCAUCGCUGUUGGCCACGCUUUGAGCUACGCUGGCGCAAAGGACCUCCUCGACGCUGGAGUCGACGGCCUUACCCAUUGUUUCCUCGACAAGCCGCCGAGCGAUGACUUCAUUGACAUCAUGCUAACACGCAAUAUCCAUUGUAACCCUACUUUGGUACUGUGUGCAUCGCAGACUGUUGAGCGGCAGGAGUGGCAGCGAGAAUUUAGAAAAGAUCCUCUGGCUGAUCGCAUGAUGUUGCGUAAGUCUGAAGACCAGCCUCUAGGACUAGCGGAAACACAGAAACCUAGAGUUAGGGUUCAAAAUGCCUACGAAACAGCCAGAAAGAUGUACCAGGCGGGCAUUACUUUGGUAGCUGGAAGUGAUGCUGGCGGUCAGGAGUUUGGCGUGGCCUAUGGCCUCGGUAUGCAUAUUGAGAUGUAUCUGCUCAAGCAUGAGCUUGGAAUGACACUCGAAGAUGUGCUCAAGGCGGCCACCUCUAAUGUGGCCAAACGGUUUGGAUUCAGCGAUAGGGGCGAAAUUGCAGUUGGGAAGAAGGCCGACUUUGUUCUUCUUAAGGGAGAUCCUGACUCGGUGCUGUCAGAUAUACAACAACGCUGUCUCCCAAUUGGGGGCGUCUGGAGGGACGGUGUCCUAGCCAAUGUCUACGAUGAACGGUUUCCUGAGCUUUCAUCAAAGAGAGCUAAAGAUUAG